This is a messenger RNA of Ziziphus jujuba (common jujube), 601 nucleotides long. RefSeq lists its product as uncharacterized. The record is from RefSeq and is a predicted model, not a curated record. Lineage: Eukaryota; Viridiplantae; Streptophyta; Magnoliopsida; Rosales; Rhamnaceae. The coding region runs from base 92 to 451 and encodes 119 amino acids. The transcript is spliced from 4 exons.
CUAUAUAAAGCCCUUCUUUCGUAGUUUUCACUGAAGAAGAUCCACCUAAGCACACUUAACACACUCUCUCUCUUUCUCUGAGCACCGAACAAUGGCGGCAUGUACGUUGGCAGCGCGCCAAGCGGCGAAUCUUCUUCGGCUUUCUUCACCUAAAUCGGCUUCUACGGCUCAAGCCGCUAGUCUAGUCCAUCGGCGUGGCCUCGCCGGCGGCGGAGAUCACCAUGGACCUCCAAAGGUGAACUUUUGGCAGGAUCCUUUGAACCCAUCUAAAUGGAAAGAAGAACAUUUUGUAAUUGUCUCCUUAACUGGAUGGGGCUUACUCUUAUAUGGGGGCUACAAGUAUUUUACUAAAGGCAAGAAGGACAAUGAGGAAGAGGCCUUUUCUCCUUGCAGAAAGUCGGAGAACCAUCGCACUAAUUUUGGGACUGUUUCAAAAUCUCUCUGCCAAUAAAUAAAGUGAUUGCUCACAUGGCUUGAAAACCAUCGUACUUUCUGGAGAAUGAGGCUGUUUUUAAAUGUUAUAUACACCUUAGUUUGAGCUAGUCUGGUUGUAAAUGACUCCUUGAAAUGAUAAUUUAAUGAAUGUACCCUUUGUUUUUUA